AUGACUGUGCCGAGCAUCAGCUCCACUUGCAGUGGUGUUAACAGUGUCUGGUGCAGCAGUAACGGUGGCGGCGGCAGCAGCAGCAGCAACCACAGAUAUGGCCAAGAGCAUCAUCUGAGUCCCACUGGCCACCUAGUCACAGCCAUCUGCCUUGGCAUCAUUGGGAUUCUGGGUUUCCUCAAUAACCUCCUGGUCCUGGUACUUUUCUGCCGAAACAAAGUGCUGCGGUCUCCGAUUAACUUGCUGCUGAUGAACAUUUCAGUGAGUGACCUGAUGGUGUGCAUUGUGGGCACCCCUUUCAGCUUUGCGGCCAGCACUCAGGGAAGAUGGCUCAUAGGGCCAGCCGGCUGCGUGUGGUAUGGCUUUGCCAACACCUUGUUUGGUACGGUGUCACUUAUAUCGCUGGCUGUGCUUUCAUAUGAACGCUAUUGCACCAUGAUGGGUACAACUGAAGCUGAUGCCACAAACUACAAGAAAGUAUGGAUGGGAAUCUUUGUGUCCUGGAUGUAUUCCUUAUUCUGGAGCUUGCCACCACUUUUUGGAUGGAGUAGCUAUGGACCAGAAGGACCAGGCACGACAUGUUCAGUUAACUGGCAUUCACGGGAUGCUAACAAUGUAUCUUACAUAAUUUGCCUCUUCGUCUUUUGCCUUGUCCUUCCUUUUUUCAUUAUUGUUUACUGCUAUGGGAAGCUACUGUGUGCCAUAAAGCAGGUGAGCGGAGUCACCAAAGGGAUGGCACAAACCAGAGAGCAACGGGUGCUGAUCAUGGUGGUUGUGAUGGUCAUUUGCUUUCUUCUCUGCUGGCUACCUUAUGGCACUGUGGCCCUGAUAGCGACAUUCGGGAAGCCCGGCCUAGUUACUGCCCCUGCCAGCAUCAUUCCUUCCAUCCUCGCAAAGAGUAGCACGGUCUACAAUCCGGUCAUCUACAUAUUUUUGAACAAACAGUUUUACAGGUGCUUUUGUUCCCUCCUGAAAUGUGACAGGAAAUCAGGCCUUUCCAGCAACAAAAGCUCCUUGAGGUCUACUCGAAUGUGCUGCACUGUCCGGAGACAGGACAAUAACUUCACGUUUGUCGCUGCUUCGGCCGGACAGCCAUCCUCAGAACACCCAGAAGAAGCAACUGUCAGCCUCCAGGAUCCGGAACCCGCAGCCCCCAAUGGCCCCAAGGCAAAACAAACAGUGUUGCUUGUAGCUCAUUACAGUGCUUGA
Zootoca vivipara (common lizard) is the source of this 1209-nucleotide messenger RNA. Its product is annotated as pinopsin-like. Gene Ontology annotation, molecular function: G protein-coupled receptor activity. Lineage: Eukaryota; Metazoa; Chordata; Lepidosauria; Squamata; Lacertidae. The record is from RefSeq and is a predicted model, not a curated record. Gene Ontology annotation, cellular component: membrane. Gene Ontology annotation, biological process: visual perception; G protein-coupled receptor signaling pathway.